AUGUCCUCCGAGCAAGAACGCCAAACUAUCGUCAUUCCCAUGAACCUUGGCUCCCCUUCUCAAUAUGAUCCAUCGAUAUUCCCUCUCAUGAAAAUGAAACGCAUUGACAAUCUAGAUCAAGUGGCUAUAGUUAUUGAAGCUACAUUGGAUGAAUUAUUCAAGAUACGUGACAUGGCAGGGAAUUUGACAGAGUUGGAAUCGAUCUUUGCGGAUACCAAGGAGGAAGUUACACUGAGAGAGAAAAGAGCUGGAAACCCAAAAGACAUUCUUCCAUCCUGUGAAAUUGUUCUCGAGAUAUCGUUCCCUUCGACUGCUCGUAGCAGCAGCAGCCAUAAAUUUAGCUCAUCUGAAAAGCUGAGGAGGUGGCUACUUUCUGUAGAGGAAGAUGUUCAACCAGUCGAGUAUGACGAUGUACCAUCUGACGCUCGCAUUAGCGCCAUCGCUGUUCCACUGGAAUCGCCACUAGAUGAAGCCACGGUUACCUUCUUCACUGAAGCGGCCGAUUCCGUUUAG
This is a messenger RNA of Suillus subalutaceus, 513 nucleotides long. RefSeq lists its product as uncharacterized. NCBI's taxonomy places the organism in Eukaryota, Fungi, Basidiomycota, Agaricomycetes, Boletales, Suillaceae. The coding region runs from base 1 to 513 and encodes 170 amino acids. The record is from RefSeq and is a predicted model, not a curated record. The transcript has 4 exons.